Molecule: messenger RNA, 2618 nt
Organism: Bombus terrestris (buff-tailed bumblebee)
Lineage: Eukaryota; Metazoa; Arthropoda; Insecta; Hymenoptera; Apidae
Product: dentin sialophosphoprotein
Exons: 11
Coding region: 955-2043 (362 amino acids)
Source: RefSeq, a predicted model, not a curated record
AUUGCGUCAUUAUCGGUAAUCAACACGUCAAACGAGCGGUUUCCAUUUUUUCAAAGAAAAAAGCCAACUCGUGUUACGGAAAUGCACUCGUGAUCGAGAUUUUAGAAGUAGCGCGUAAAACGCAGUUGAGAGUUGAAAAGUGAACGGCGAGUGAAACAAUUUGUGUACACACGAACAUUUUCCCCAUCUUACGAGGAACAACAAUUAAUUGUAAUGCAAUUACACGCGGAACGUUGUAAUUGCGUGGUUUAUCGGCCGAACCAUAAGUUCGUGUGUGACGACAAUUUUUCGAGUUUUACUGGCUGCCACUGUUUCCUGGUCUCUCUUCUAAAUAUAUAGCAAUUCUUUACCAAACGAUUGCAAAUAGAAAAAAAGUGGAACAUUCUACUUUCACGUUCGACAAAGGAUCUCGCGCGAAUGUUUUCUCUAUGAUUUAUCUUUAUUGAAAACGGUGAAAUGACUACGACAGUCCUCUCGCUGAAACGUGGCGUAUUAAAAUGCGCGUUUAGAAGUUCCGUUCUGUGGACUCAUUCAUUUAACACAUACAGAUAAAAAGUGAAUAGUCAGAUACCUGCAAAUCAUUAGAACAAUAUUUUCUACUUUCUUUUUGAAGCAUGCGAAUUCGUGAGAAUCCGGUACACGGUCAUUCUUGGAUUUCCAUAGCGAUUGUGCCCGAAAUUAGGAACGAUUUCUGUGAAAAAAUGCCUCUUCACUCUUACCAUAGUAAUAUGUUCACACCAUAAAAGAAAAUUCAAAGUGAUAAAUUCUUGUGUUUUGAACGUUUUCCAACUUCCAUGUUUGAAUGGCAUCACAAGGAUAUUUUUAUGUUCGAUCCCACAACGCGGAUUAGCGCUCGGAGAACGAUAAGCUGUGCCAGAGACGACAAAGUGCGUGCAAAAGUGCAACAGUCUUCGAAUUCAAGGCGUAAACAUAAAUAGGCAGAACGGAAAAAAGAUGCUUCAAUUGCGGGUGAUCGUUGUUCUGCUGGUUCCGAUGUGCGUUUCGUUGUCAGUUGGCAGAGCCUCUUCACUGUAUGCAAGCAGAGAAGAACAUCUAAGCAAAGUGGACAUCGGAAACCUGAAGGAACCGACCGAUAUUUUGAGUAAUAGCAGUAGCAAAGCGACCACCUCAUCGAUAAAGGCGGCAGAAGAUAAUACGGGUAUAAAAACAGCGAACGAAACCAGUAAUUCUACAUUAACUAAUACAGCUAAUGCGACUGUAAAUACGCCGGUAGAAAAAACAAUUGACGAGAAGAAGGAAGAUAAUGAGAAGCUAAAUAAUAGCAAGCAAAAUAAUGAGAAGCUAAAUAGUGACAAGCAAAAUAGUGAAAAGCUAAAUAAUGAAGAGCAAAGUAGUGAGAAGCUAAAUAAAGAACAGGUAAAUAACAAAACGCGAAGUAACGAGAAGCAAAAUAGUGAAGAGCAAAAUGAUAAAAAAGAAAACUGUACUUCUACGAAAGAAGCAGAGGACAUGCUUUACUGUAAUAAGCAUCCACGGGAUGAUGAUGGUGAUUCGUUAAAUGCUACAGAAUCCACGAUAACUAAUACGACUACUGCGAAUAAUAAGACUGGAUCCACUACGGAGCCUCAGGUAUCGGAAGUUAUACCUCAUGAGAAAGAAAAAGGUGACGCGAAAGACGGGGAAAUCAAUGGAAAUAAUACGCAGAGUACAACUGAAGUACAUUACGCUAUUGUACCUUCUGACACAAAUCACACUAUCAAUACCAAUAAUUCUGAUAUUCUGAAUUCGACGGAUUCGAAAGAUAGUACUAAUACUACUGAAACAUCGCAUGAAGUAAAUAAGAUUGAGGGUAUAAAUUCUGAAGUUAUUGAGGCUGUGAAAUCUGAUCAGAGUAACAGUAAACAUAUGUCUUCGGGAAUCAUAGCACUAGUUACUGCGAUCAGUUUUGCUGUAGUAAUUGCAUUGGCAUAUAUUGGAAUGAUCGUUUGGAGGCGGUACAUCGAAUAUAGAUAUGGACACCGGGAGUUACUUGUUAAUGAACUAGAAUUUGAUACUAACGAUUUGCGUCAUUUUGAGCUGUGAUUUCAACGAAAGUAGUAAUCUGCAGGGAAGAAAAACCGAAUGAUUCACAGCUAAGGCUGAUAUUAUGUAAAUAUUGAAGAUUCAUUGAUCUGUGAUACUAAGGACAUGCAUUGUGCCUGACAGUCAAGACACCAAAUAUAUUUGGAUAAUAUUAUACAGUUCUUGGGAUGUAAUUGUUUUAUAUACGCUAUGUAUACAAUCCAUCUUUUUCAACACGUUGAUUGUUUUUUCCUUCUCCUGUAGAAAUUAGAAAUAGCGUUACUGUGCUAUCAUGUAUAUUUUUCUGGUGAUAAUGCGAUGCGCAGAUCGUUGAAUAAAUGACGUAGCAUUUUAAGUAUCAACUAAAUGUCUUACAAAUAGUUGAGGGUGCUAGAAUAUCUGUCAGUUUUCUUUGAUAUUACUGUAACGAUAUUCUCUCUUGUUUUGUAGUAUUUGGAACCAUUGAAAAAUGUAUACUAUAAACGAAACUUUUGUAAUGUAAUAUUAUCUUCGUUUUCCACCUGUUUUUGUAAUAUGUGCGACGAACAUGUAAAUAAUUUUAGUUAAAUAAAUAAAUUGGUGGAAUAUUUUUUUUA